GUCGGGCCGCCGUGCCGCCAGGCCGACGGUUCCAGCGCGGCCUGGUGCUGGGAGGGACGUGCGCCGUGGCGGAGCGGAGGACCGAGGCGCCGCGGCCUGAGAAAUAGCUAUUCAAGAUGCUACCUUUGUGGACUAGGAUAAUACAAGCCUCAUUUAUUUUCCUCACCGCUGAAUCUUUAGAUGCACUUCUAGAUCCAUGUGGCUAUAUCAACCCUGAAUCUUCAGUCAUACAACUUGGAUCGAAUUUCACUGCAGUUUGUAUACUAAAGGAAAAGUGUAUGGAUAAGUUUGCUGUAAAUGGUGAUAACAUUUUCUGGAAAACAAACCAUGCUGCUGUUCCUAAGGAACAAUAUAAAACCAUAAACAAAACAGCAUCUCGUGUAACCUUUACAAAUGUAUCUUUCUUAAAUACUCAACUUACUUGCAACAUUUAUAUACUGGGACAGAUUGAGCAAAAUAUUUAUGGAAUCACCAUCAUUGCAGGCUUGCCUCCAGAGAAACCUGAAAAUUUGAGCUGUAUUGUGAAUGAGGGAAAGAAUAUGAUGUGUCAGUGGGACCCUGGAAAGAAAACAUACCUGGAAACAACCUAUACUUUAAAAUCUGAAUGGGAGCGACGUCAAAAUGUGCUGAGAGAAAGGGCAACAGAGUCAUUUCCUGAUUGCAAACCAAAGCGUGACACCCCCAACUUAUGUACUGUUAGUUAUACUCCUGUAUAUUUUGUCAACAUGGAAGUCUGGGUGGAAGCAGAGAAUGCCCUUGGGAAGGUUAUGUCAGAUCAUCUUGAAUUUGAUCCCAUAAAUAAAGUGAAGCCCAACCCACCAAGUAAGUUAUCAGUCAGAAACGCAGAACUGCCUAGCGUCUUAAAUUUAUCAUGGACCAAUUCAAAUUUGGAGCACUUCUUAAGACUGAAAUACAACAUUCAAUAUCGGGCCAAGGAUGCCCCAACAUGGAGCCAGAUUCCUCAUGAAGAUACAUCAUAUACUCGAGAUUCAUUCACAGUCCAGGACCUUAAACCUUAUACAGAGUAUGUAUUCAGGAUUCGUUGUAGUAAAGCCGAUGGCAAGGGAUUCUGGAGUGACUGGAGUGAAGAAGCCAGGGGGAUCACUUAUGAAGCCCGACCAUCUAAGGAGCCAACGUUCUGGUAUAAGAUAGAUCCAUCCCAUACUCAUGGCUAUAGAUCUGUAAAACUGAUAUGGCAGACAAUGCCUCCUUUUGAAGCCAAUGGAAAAAUCUUGGAUUAUGAAGUGACGCUUACAAGAUGGAAAUCUCACCCCCAAAUUUACAGAGUUAAUGACACACAACUGAUAGUAAACCUGACAAACGAUCGCUAUACAGCAAGUCUGACAGCACGGAAUUUGGCUGGCCACUCAGACGCUUCUAUCUUAACUAUCCCUGCUUGUGACUUCCAAGCUUUCCAGCCUGUAGCGGAUCUAAAGGCAUUCCCCAAAGAUAACAAGCUCUGGGUUGAAUGGACCCCUACUGAUGGGUCUGUAAAGAGAUACAUCCUCGAGUGGUGUGUGUGGUCAGAUAAACUGCCCUGUACCCCAGACUGGCAACAAGAAGACAGCACUGUGCACCUCACAUAUAUAAGAGGAAACCUCAUGAAGAGCAAAUGUUAUUUGGUAACAGUGACUCCAGUAUAUGGUGAUGGACCAGGAACCCCUGAAUCCAUAAGGGCAUACCUUAAACAAGCUGCACCUUCCAGAGGACCUACUGUUCGGACAAAGAAAGUGGGGAAAAAUGAAGCUGUCUUAGAAUGGGAUGAACUUCCUGUUGAUGAUCAAAAUGGAUUUAUCAGAAAUUACACUAUACUUUAUAAAACUGCCUUGGGAAAUGAAACUGCUGUGAAUGUGGAUUCUUCGCACACAGAGUACACACUGUCUGCUUUGACAAGUGACACGUUGUACAUGGUACGGAUGGCAGCGUAUACGGAUGAAGGUGGGAUGUAUGGUCCUGACUUCACUUUUACUACUCCAAAGUUUGCUCAAGGAGAAAUUGAAGCCAUAGUCGUGCCUGUUUGCUUAGCAUUCCUAUUGACAACUCUUCUGGGAGUAUUACUCUGCUUUAAUAAGCGAGACUUCAUUAAAAAACAUAUCUGGCCCAAUGUUCCAGAUCCUUCAAAGAGCCAUAUUGCCCAGUGGUCUCCUCACACCCCUCCAAGGCACAAUUUUAAUUCAAAAGAGCAAAUGUUUCCAGAUAACAAUUUCACUGAUGUAAGUGUUGUAGAAAUAGAAGCAAAUGUCAAAAAACCUUUGCCAGAAGAUCUGAAAUCAUUGGACCUCUUUAAGAAGGAAAAAAUUAGCACCGAGGGACACAGCAGUGGCAUUGGAGGGUCUUCGUGCAUGUCAUCAUCCAGGCCAAGCAUUUCCAGCAGUGAUGAAAAUGAAUCUGGACAGAACACUUCAAGCAAUGUCCAGUAUUCCACUGUGGUACAUAGCGGCUACAGACACCAGGUUCCAUCGGUUCAAGUCUUCUCAAGAUCUGAGUCUACCCAACCCUUGUUAGAUUCAGAGGAGCGGCCAGAAGACCUCCAGAUAGUAAAUAACGGAGACAGUGGUGGUGAUGUAUUGCCCAGGCAACAGUAUUUCAAACAAAACUGCCAUCAACCUGAAACCUGCCAAGAUGUUCCACAUAUUGAAAGGUCAAAGCAAGCUUCAUCACUCACUGAGGAAGAUUUUGUCAGAUUUAAACAGCAGCCAACUCCAGACCAUAUUUCACAGCCCCGUGGCUCUGGGCAAAUGAAAGUGUUUCAGGAAGUUGCUACAGCAGAUGUUUUCGGUUUAGGUACUCAAGGAGAAGCAGAGAAAUUGGGGAUGGAUGAAGGAUUGCCUAAAAGUUACUUACCACAGACUGUAAGACAAGGUGGCUAUGUGCCUCAGUGAAAUACUGUUCCCUGCUACAACUUCAUCAGGAGCCAUAACACAAUGCUGAAAGUACUUUACCUGUCAUUUCAGAUGAAAAUAGCAUCCACUCACUGAAGAUGAUCACUUCCCUCAAGGACAGAAAGUACACUAUGCUCUCAGUGGGCUAUCCCCUUUCCAGACUCUCGGGUUACUUUAAGCACUACAUGAACUGACUUCCUCCCCUGAAUAGCUGGAUGGCUCUGGGCUGUUUCAGGACGUUUGCACUGAAGAAAAGUGGAAAGAUUGCCUUUUUGUUUUGCUAGAUAGAAAAAAAGGAUCAUUAAGUAAUAAGCAGCAGAAUACUUAGUGAUUACAGCUAUAUAUAUUUUGCUUAAUAUAAUCAUCAAGUAAAGUAAUGGGGAUAUUUAAUAUGAAAAACUAAGGGGAAAAGUCUAAAAUCUUCAGGUUGACAACAUGAUUUAAAAAGGAUUUAUAGUCUGAACAACAACAACAACAACAACAUCUUGGCAGAUUAUAGAAAUAAUCCUUAAAAUAUUACAUAAUCAAUAAUCAUGAUUUUAAGUUUUUCUCUAUUUUUAGUAGGCAUGUGUUUCAGAACCCAUUUUCACAAACUCAGUAGAACGCCCAAAUUGAAAAAUGAAUUUCAGCAACUAUCCUAAGAAUUUUUAAAAAAAAUAAUAAUUUGCCACUUUUAAAGGACUAACUGUAACAUGUUUCUAUACAAAAUUAUUGACCCUUCCCACAAAAGCUUCUAUUGACAAAAUCCAACAUGUACUUGCAGCUUCAAAUGUGUUGGAACCUGUAGAGAAUGCAGUGUCACUAGUGCCGCUCACCAGCCACAGGAGUGCUGUAGACCCACUACAGGGUUCCUGUGCAGGCCCCUCACUCACUCACCCAGAAGUGAAUGCAUCACUCUUGAGAACUCGAGCGAGCGGGGGAAGAGGAAGGCCCUCAAGGAGCUGCGAGAAUGGGCUCCAGCACAGGAAUAAUUGUGAGGAUGGAACACGACCGGGCAGUGCUUCACUCGGUGUAUCGGGUCGUUACGGGUCAGAACUGACUCCCUGGCACCGAACAGCACUAGUACGGAGCACACAUCUUUGCCCUGUAGAGAAAAGCAGUCAUGAAACUGGUUUUAAACCCCGAAUUAUUUUCCUUGAGCAUGUCUCAGAAUAGCCCAUGUUUUACUGCAUGUAUUUUAGCUAGGCCAAGGAACAAAUAUGGUGGGUUUUUUGGAGUCCACAUGUAAGUUAGUACAUUUGCUGUUCUUUAAAACGUAAAUAUCCCCACAUGUUGUCUUUGUUUAAAGUUAGGGCAACACAUCAGAAAACAACCUUUCUGGGAAAACGAUUUCAUGGCUUCUGAAGUCCCCUUGGAGGCCAAAGGGAAACUAACCCAGCAUGUGUUGUGGGGUCUGUCUUUGAUGGGCCAUCCUUACCUGUCACCUAAAUCAGGGAAACCACAAAACUGCAGACUUCCUGCCCGCCCAGAACUAAACUUUUGAUCCUCUUAUGGUUUUUUAACACGAAUCAUACAAAAUAUUUCGAGGACAAGCAGGGAGGAAACAGUCAUUUCACCUCUGCUCUCUGCCUGAUUGUUUUAGAUCUGCCCUUCCCUGUUCAGGAGUUUUGCCCAUGAAGCCAGCAGUGUCCCUAGGGCUUCUUGUGAAGUUCAAGAUGAACACCGCUGAAGCUUAUUCAGGCUCACUACUCAAGGGGAUAGUCUAAAAUAGCUCUAGACUAAGCAAAUAGCAUUUUACAGGAUCUUUUUGUUUUCCUAUACAGUGAACUCAAAUAAAAUUAUGACAUCAAUGUAAACCAAUUAUAUAGUAGCAUUCCCUAAGCUAUUGUUACCUGGCCUGUAAUGAUUGAGCCAAACAAGCAGGAGAACAACCUCUCCUGUCACAGGCCACCUAACUCUUCGCAUCUGCUUUUGUUCAGCCGAGCAGAAUUUUAAACCACAUGUACACUAAACUGCAGUUAUAAUAUAUAUUUAAUCUAAAAAACUGUUUGCAUUUUAGAAUACUAAUGUUUUAGCAUCGGUUUAUUGAAUAAAGUGUCCAAGUAGUAAGCUACUUAAAACUUCAAGUGAAAAGCUAAAAGAUAGACUUGAGUUAUCUAUUAUACUGAGUGUAUACUUUUAUUGUAAAUUAAGAAAACCAACAGCCAUAAAGUGCAACUUAUUUAGGGUUAGCAUGUUUCAGAGGAGAUCUAAACUAGCAAACCUACAGCCUUAUUCUCGGGACUGGUCCUCCCCAGCAGUUCCUCUUCAGUCUUUAUUCCCAGAAAGGAGGCCCAUGGAAGACCAUCAGGCUUUCCUUAGCAGUGCUUUUUAAUUUUUACUUUUCUAUUGCGUUGUAAGUAAAAUGUUAAAAUUUUUAAAAUAUCCACAGCCAAAUGUAAUGUCAUUUGAGUCGGUCUCUUUUCCCAUCAUAUAUGCUAUCAAUAUGUGUCCCUUGUGCAAAUGAUGGUGAUCCAGUAUGCAUUGCAUUAAAAAGUAGCUCAGCGUGAACUCCUCUGUUAUUAGCCCUACAUAGCCAAGGCUUUCCCCAGUCAGUAGUUCCCUCCAGCUGGUACAUUUCACUUGAUUUCAUUAAAGCUAGUAGAGACAGUUAAAGUUCCUUUAAGGCAAUAUUGAUAUUUCAGAGCUUUUAUCCUUUGAACUGAAUUUGUUUGAGUGAUAACUGCAUGUUUCAGAUGCUAUUCCAGGAAUACCACAAUAUAAUGUGUUAGACAAAGAGGAAUUUUAAAGCUGGAUCUGAAAAGUCUUUUGUUUUAAUGUGUAUGUAUAUUGAAUAAUAUGCUCAAAUUUGUAACUCAGUAGGACUACAAUAGAAUGAUUGGUGUUUGAUGCAUAUGUCUAUUUUGCCCUUCUCUGUCCCAUUUCCUCUUAAAUAUUGUACUUUAACGUCCACUCACUAUUUUAUUUUACCCCCACUUAUCCUCACUUCCUCAGGAAGGCUAGUCUAGAAUGUUGUGUAUAUAUUUACCUUUGCAGUGAAUUGCAUGUACUAAAUGUAAUCAUGACUCCUGUUUAUGUUGUCACUACAUAUUAUCGUAAAAUUCUUUCAUAUAUCAGGUUUAAUCCUUCAAAUUUAAGAAAUAAAUAAUUAUUCUUCA
This is a messenger RNA of Echinops telfairi (small Madagascar hedgehog), 5980 nucleotides long. It is a transcript of the gene IL6ST, whose product is annotated as interleukin 6 cytokine family signal transducer. Gene Ontology annotation, biological process: cytokine-mediated signaling pathway; positive regulation of tyrosine phosphorylation of STAT protein. The record is from RefSeq and is a predicted model, not a curated record. Gene Ontology annotation, molecular function: cytokine binding; cytokine receptor activity. The transcript has 17 exons. Bases 117 to 2882 code for a protein of 921 amino acids. Lineage: Eukaryota; Metazoa; Chordata; Mammalia; Afrosoricida; Tenrecidae. Gene Ontology annotation, cellular component: signaling receptor complex; CRLF-CLCF1 complex; membrane.